Messenger RNA from Salvia hispanica, 1320 nucleotides. NCBI's taxonomy places the organism in Eukaryota, Viridiplantae, Streptophyta, Magnoliopsida, Lamiales, Lamiaceae. The record is from RefSeq and is a predicted model, not a curated record.
CCUGCACUGCAGAGGACUGCUAACCUGAAAUGAAAAAAUGUUUUAUAGUGUAUUUUUGUGCAUGACCACCUAACAUCUUUUUGAGAGAGCUGAGCCUGAGCAGAGAUGUGGCCAAGGCACCAUACCACUUCCAUCUCCGCCCAAGCAUUGAUCAACCAAAAAUGGGACGCUCUUGUAAUCGGCGCCGGCCACAAUGGACUCACCGCAGCCGCCUACCUCGCCCGCUCCGGUCUCUCUGUCGCCGUCCUUGAGCGCCGCCACGUCAUCGGCGGCGCCGCCGUCACUGAGGAACUCGUUCCUGGCUUCAAGUUCUCUCGCUGCAGCUACCUCCAGAGCCUUCUCCGCCCCACCGUUAUUAAGGAGCUGGAGUUAGGGAGGCAUGGAUUGAAGUUGCUGAAGAGGAAUCCAGCGUCCUUCACUCCGUGUGUGGAUGGGCGUUACCUUUUGCUGGGCACUGAUAAGACGCUUAACCACUCUCAGAUUUCUAAAUUCUCCAAGCGUGAUGCUGAGGCUUAUCCCCGGUACGAGAGGGAACUAGAGAACUUCUGCAAAUUCAUGGAUCCCCUUUUGGAUUCAUCUCCUCCGGAGAAACUACAAGAGGCUGCAUCCUUUAAUUUUCGUAUGAAGGAUAACCUACAGAAGUCAGUCUUUUGGGCUCAGUUGAUGCAACGGGCAGUUGCCAUGGGGAAUAAGGAGCUUCUGGAUUUUAUGGAUCUGUUGCUGUCUCCUGCAUCAAAGGUCUUAAACAAUUGGUUUGAGGCUGAUGUCCUCAAGGCAACACUUGCAACUGAUGCAGUUAUAGGGACAACAGGAUCUGUCAGUACACCAGGUAGUGGAUAUGUUCUGCUACACCAUGUGAUGGGAGAAACUGACGGCGAUCGCGGCAUUUGGUCGUUUGUUGAAGGUGGGAUGGGUUCUGUGUCCUUGGCAAUCUCAAGAGCUGCUAAAGAAGCUGGUGUUACCAUAAUGACAGAGACUGAAGUAUCAAAAUUGAUAAUUGAUGAUUCCGGCAGAGUAUCUGGAGUUUUACUUGCUGAUGGUACAGAACUGCACUCUUCUGUUGUUUUAUCAAAUGCAACGCCAUACAGGACAUUUGUGGAAUUUUUGCCACAAAAUGUACUUCCUUAUGAAUUUCUUGACGCAAUCAAGAACGCUGACUAUAGCUCUGCGACCACCAAAAUUAAUCUGGCUGUUGAGAAGUUACCGCAGUUUCAUUGCUGUAAAUUGAACAGUCCAGAUGCUGGCCCGCAGCAUAUGGGCACAAUCCACAUUGGUGCGGAGAGGAUGGAGGAGAUUGAAUCUGCAUGUUUGGGUUUCUAA